This is a messenger RNA of Capronia coronata CBS 617.96, 1800 nucleotides long. Its product is annotated as malate dehydrogenase (oxaloacetate-decarboxylating)(NADP+). Gene Ontology annotation, cellular component: mitochondrion. Gene Ontology annotation, molecular function: NAD binding; malate dehydrogenase (decarboxylating) (NAD+) activity. Lineage: Eukaryota; Fungi; Ascomycota; Eurotiomycetes; Chaetothyriales; Herpotrichiellaceae. The transcript has a single exon. The record is from RefSeq and is a predicted model, not a curated record. Gene Ontology annotation, biological process: pyruvate metabolic process; malate metabolic process. Bases 1 to 1800 code for a protein of 599 amino acids.
AUGACCACUACCAACGCGACACAAGCCCCAAUUGCUCAACAUGCGGGCAACCAAGGGGCAGCCUCACUCACUCAGGCUCCUCAUGUGCUUCACAACCAUCGUCUGAAGCACACCCAUGCCACAGCCCAUGUGCCCAAUCGUGCAGCACACUACGACACCUCCCUCUCGAUCCCGGUCCGGAAGUACCUCCAGACAUACGGUCUGACUCCGCCGCGUGUGGAGAGUUAUGAAGUGCAGAAGAAGAGAUGUCUAGGGCAGCUGGCGCAGAAGACUACAGACAUAGAAAAAUUCUUGUAUUUGAGUACAUUGAGAUACAACAACGUUCACCUGUUCUACAGGUUGUUGACUGAUCAGUUCAGCGACUUGGCUCCGUUGGUGUACACCCCCACAGUUGGCGAGGCAUGCCAGAGGUGGUCGGAGAUCUAUCAGCAGCCCGAGGGCAUGUACCUGAGCUUCGAGGACAAAGGCCAUCUCUCCAGCAUCAUACAAAACUGGCCCCAAACCAACGUGGAGAUCACCGUCGUGACGGAUGGCUCUCGAAUUCUGGGUCUAGGGGACCUCGGUAUUGGCGGUAUGGGUAUUUCGAUUGGCAAGCUUGCCUUGUACACUGGUUGCGCCGGGAUCCGACCCGAGGUCACCCUACCACUAACUGUGGAUCUGGGCACAAGCAACAAGACUCUGCGGGAAGACCCUCUCUACAUGGGCAGCCGGCGAGACAAGGUGACAGCGGAAGAGGAGAAGGAUUUCCUCGACGAGCUCAUGCGUGCGUUGAAGGAGCGUUGGCCGGACAUUGUCAUUCAGUUUGAGGACUGGAAGAAUCCGUUCCCCUCCCUUGAACGCUAUCGUCAAGAUUACGCCAUGUUCAACGACGACAUCCAGGGCACCGGCGCCGUCAUCAUGGGAGGUAUCAUCGGGGCCGUGAAACAAUCUGGCGUGGCUCCUCGAGACCAGCGUGCCGUGUUUUUUGGUUCGGGUUCUGCUGGCGUCGGUGUGGCCAAACAGAUCGUAGAGUAUUUCAUGCACGAAGGUCUCACGGAAGAAGAGGCCAAGUCGUGUUUCUGGCUUGUCGACAGCAAGGGACUCGUGACACAAGACCGAGGGGAUAAACUCGCCGAACACAAAAUCUAUUUCUCACGCACAGACAACCAUGGACAGCAAUUCAAAACACUGGACGAGGUCAUUGAGUACGUCAAGCCUACCAUCCUCAUGGGUCUAAGCACUAUUGGAGGCGCUUUCACUCCAGAGAUCCUGCGAAAGAUGGCUGCGUGGAACGAACGACCGAUCAUCUUCCCCCUCUCCAACCCAUCCUCCAAGUCGGAAUGCACUUUCGAAGAGGCGAUCAACUAUACUGAUGGCCGUGCAUUGUUUGCCUCGGGAUCUCCUUUCCAGCCAUACGCCUUCAAAGAUAAGAUGUACCAUCCUGGUCAGGGAAACAACAUGUACGUCUUCCCUGGUAUCGGCCUGGGCACCAUCCUCUGCAAGGCGGUCCAGGUGACGCAAGGCAUGAUCUAUGCUUCGGGCGAGGCUCUGCCUACCAUGAUCACGGAAGAGGAGAAACAACUGGCUUUGUUGUAUCCUGCUAUCACCCGCAUUCGGGAUGUGAGUGCUCGUGUAGCACUGUAUGUCAUCCGCGCCGCCCAAAAGGACAACGUUGACAGGUUACAUUAUCUGCGUGAGAUGAGUGACGAGGCUCUGGAAGCAUGGAUCAAGAGCAAGAUGUAUGACCCUCACCGAGAGACAAAGGAACUUGAGAGCGAGGUCCGUGAGAUCGUCGAUGACUUGGUGGCUUCUAAGUUGUGA